Scatophagus argus is the source of this 2976-nucleotide messenger RNA. RefSeq names its product scavenger receptor cysteine-rich type 1 protein M130-like. The transcript is spliced from 10 exons. Gene Ontology annotation, cellular component: membrane. The record is from RefSeq and is a predicted model, not a curated record. Lineage: Eukaryota; Metazoa; Chordata; Actinopteri; Scatophagidae. Bases 158 to 2590 code for a protein of 810 amino acids.
CACUAGAUGGCGACAGAGCCCCAGAUGCAGCUAGUCUUCAUACACUGCCUGAGUGCUAAGUGCUUUCAGAUCUCUGCUGGUCCAAAACUUAGGAAAGAAACUGCCUGUUGAUGCUCGGCUGGUCGAAGGAGGCAGCCACUGCUCCGGCAGGCUGGAGAUGAAACAUCAGGGAGAAUGGAGAGUUCUGAACAUCGAGGAACAAGAGACCUGGAUUAAUAUCAGGUACGCUCAAGUGGCAUGCAAGCAGAUGGGUUGUGGUUCUGUAGUUUCCAUAGCACAAAGCACCAACAACACUAACCAGCAACCAGCAUGGGAGGGUCAUUUCAUCUGCAGAGGCGAUGAGUCAACCCUGAAGGAGUGUGACAGCACCAGAACUAGAAGAAGAGUGCAGGGAAAACGUACUUCUGCCUACAGUCUGGAGGUGAUCUGCUCAGAGUCUGUGAGGCUCCUUGGACAAUCAAAUGUUUGCGCAGGCCAUGUGGAGGUGAAGUCUGAUCGACGCUGGAUCUCAGUGUGUCAGGAUGGUUUUAAUUCUGAGGCUGCAGAGGUGGUCUGCAAGCAGAUGGGCUGUGGACCUCCAGAUGAUUUUAUGGAAUCACAAGGGAAAGAGAAAGGACUGGUCUUAGGCAAACAGUUCCAGUGUAAAGGCAACGAGUCUCGUCUGGAUUACUGUGCCAGUUCAGUCCACAACAACUGCACACCAGCUUCUGCAAUUUCAUGCAGUCUUCCUGAUGUGAGACUUUGGGGAGGAGAAAAUCACUGUAAAGGCACACUGCAGGGAAACUCUGAUGGAGAGUGGAGGCCCCUGGCUGAUGUGUGGCAUAUGUUGAUGCCACAACACUUUUCCGACAUUUGUAGGAAGGUGGACUGCGCAGAUGUCAUCUCAUAUUCAAUGAACCAUCUUCCGCAAAGUCAACCUGCAUGGGAGGUGUCAACUGACUGUGACGAGACUUCUUCUUCUAUUUGUAAACCAUGGAGAAGCAGACAUUCGGCCUCAGUCAUUACCGUUACCUGUUCAGAGGCAGUGAGACUCGUAAAAGGGUCCAGCAGAUGCUCGGGCCAGCUCGAGGUGAAGUCUGGUCAGUCGUGGGUUUCAGUGUGUGAGGCUUUCUUCAACUCAGAGGCUGCACUGGUUACCUGUAGAGACCUUGACUGUGGGUUUCCUCAUACUUACUAUGGGAAGAAGUCUGGCAGCCAUUUUCAAAAUACAGAUCCUGUCUUUGCGUGUGAUGGCACAGAGAAGCGUCUUAUGGAUUGUCCCUCCACUACACUCAAUGCCACAGAAAGUGAAUGUCACAGUAUUUACUUGACCUGCACAGCACUUCCAACUGAGCCUCACAUCUCAGUGCAUGUCCAAGACCAACUGUGGGACCGCCCACAGGUAUUGAAGGGUCAACGCUUUGCCAUCUCAUGUGGAUUCUCUUCACCUUACAAAAUACGCUUCUUCCGCCUAAAAUCUGCCGUUUACACUGGACACCAAACUGAGCAGAUCCUGCCAGCUGUCGAUGGCAGAGCCAUCUUCAUGUUUCCUGCUGCAGGGGAUGUCCACCGAGGGACAUAUGAAUGCUCUUAUGUCUUUGAUUUCAGUCCAGGAAUAUUCUCUAAGUCACAUGCCAUCUUUGUCACGGUAAAAGAGCACAAAGAUGUGAGGCUGGUGAAUGAAGCUGCUCACAGCUGUGUUGGCAGAGUGGAGGUGGAGCAUCAAAAAGAGUGGAGACCAGUGAGCUACCGGCGCUCGUGGAGUCUGAAGGAGGCGACUGUGCUGUGCAGACAGCUCAGCUGUGGCUCUGCUGUCUCAACCUCUAAGCUAGACAACUCAGCUGGACUCCUGCCUGUGUGGCGCUUUUACUCUGACUGUGACGGCUCUGAACAAGCGCUGAUGGACUGCGGGACAGUCGACAAGUGGCUUACCUCUUCCACUGUUGAAGUGGUCUGUUCAGACAUCCUGCUUCAGCCAAAUAUCUCUGUUCCUUAUGUGAGAAAGCUCUCCGAUGACCAGCAGGGUGUGCUGCUCUUCAAGGGCCGCAGCUUCAUCAUCAACUGCUCUGUGGAGGCACAAUACCCCGGAGGUCACUUCAGCGUCAUCUUCACCGGCCUCAACCAAACCCGCAGCUACACCAAAGCAGCUGUCAAUCACUCGGCGUACUUCAGUUUUACUGCUGCAGACAAGUCCCUCCAGGGGAACUACAGCUGCGUUUAUCACAACUUUGUUUUCAAUCAUAACUUCUCUGCUGAGAGUCAGAACCUCUCACUCACUGUCUUUGAUACUGAAGACGUGAAGUUGCAUGACGGAGUGCUCAGAGAAGACGACAGAAAGGUCUGUGCCGGCAAACUGUUGGUGUUUCGUGAUGAGUGGCUGCCGCUGAGCGCAGAGUCCACAGUCUGGGACCUGAAGCAUGCUUCUCUGGUGUGUAGACAGCUGGGCUGCGGUUCUGCUGUUUCAACCAGAGAAAUCAGUCUCCACACAAAUGAAACUAUGUUUCGUUUUUUCUCUGACUGUGAUGGUUCCGAGUCCGCCCUGCUAGACUGUGGAACCAUGAAGAGUUGGUUUUCCUCUUCUGCUGUGGAGGUGGUGUGCACAGGUGAUUAGAGGGGCAGCAGGCAAGAACUGAGAACAUGAAGGUGGAAUCUUCUUCAGUCCUAAUCCUGAGGAGGCAGACAGAGACACGGCAAGAACCUUAAGAUACUUACAUCUACAUUAGUGUGGCAUCAGGAGAAUUAAAUGUUUUUAUUUACUUAUGCUGGGACAAAAUGCAGCUUGAUUAUUCCCGGGCAGUAGACUGUACUUCUUUGUUUUAACGUGGACUAACUGUACCUGAAAUCUUUCCAUGUGAAUAACAGUGAUCUGCUAACAGUGUAAUCGCUUCGAACCCAGUGUGAAGGUUUUAUUUCGCUUAAAAAAAGUUUGCUUGAUUAUUAUCAGUCGUAUUUCCUUUUCAGCGUAUUUUGUAAAGCAUUUUGAAUUUCAAAUAAACA